GAUCGAUGGUGGAAGGGUGGAGGGUGCUUUUUCUUGCUCUUGCUCUUUUUGUUUCGUUUUAUGUUCACCAUUUGGUGCUUUGUGUUGCUCGUUGUCGUGCUGUGUACUGUCUGGUUGUCAAUGUGUGUCUACUAUAUCUUUAUAUCUUUAUACGGCUGCGCGCGGAGUACAAGGCGCGAGCGAACUCUACCUACUAUGCCGAAGGUAACUUCCUAUCUAGCGCUCUAUACGAUUAGGCAGGAGGUAGUAGGGGUGGUCAAAAUAUCCAAAGGAGGUAGUCAAAUUAUCUGGCGCCAUGUAAAAAUUGCGAGUGCUUCCAAAACUGGCUACAUAAAACCCCU
Messenger RNA from Aplosporella prunicola CBS 121167, 341 nucleotides. RefSeq lists its product as uncharacterized. NCBI's taxonomy places the organism in Eukaryota, Fungi, Ascomycota, Dothideomycetes, Botryosphaeriales, Aplosporellaceae. The transcript has a single exon. The record is from RefSeq and is a predicted model, not a curated record. The coding region runs from base 6 to 236 and encodes 76 amino acids.